AUUUCUGCACACAUCAACGUGACAAAGCAAGUUUGUAAAAACAUAUACUAAAAACAUUUAUUUCCUAUGCGAAACUCAUUUUUCAUUUAAAAGGAAUUUUCAUUUUAAGAAAGCGCGGAUUGAAUGAAUGAAAUGCAAGAAAAAAUACAAUUCAAUAACUGAGCAGGACAACUAUACAGAUAUUAUUUGCAAAAAAGUGGCUAAUAACACGAUGUAACAAAGAUUUUUAAAGUAAGAAUAACGCCAUGGAUAAACCAUUGAAGUACCAACAUAGUAAUAUUUAUAACAAUCUACUUCCAUAUUCAAAAGAUUUAGAGAAAGAAGCAUUACAAAAUUUCUCUGAAAUAAAAUACAACUUGGGCAGAGCUGUUUUGUUUGUUGAAUUUUCUCCUGGAGUACUUGUCUGGUGUAAUAGGCUUGAAUCCUAUAUUCGAUUUUAUGGAUUUAAAUUUUCAAAAACUGAUCAUGUUCUUUUAAUCAAAUUGAUUUAUCAACUUCUUAUUAUUCCUGAUCUUGAACCACAAUAUGUCAAAGGAUUUACAAAUAUUUUGUGUAAACUAUUAAAAAAAGAAAAACUACUUGCAAGAAAUGACUUGGAAUUAGAAUGGAGACCACUUUACAAGUUAAUCCAAGCUGCACGAUGCAAUAAAUUAACACAAAUCGGACUUAAGAAGUAUCCUUGCAAAUAUUUAGAAUCACUUGUUCAACUGGUAAAGAUAGCUAGAAGUUAUUUCUCAGUUGAAUCUACUGUGGAAAUGUUGCUAGAAUGGCGUCCUCUUAUGUGUGUGUUUGAUGCUACUAAAAGAGAUGCUGCAUUUUAUUUCUCCUGCUUUCUUCCAACUUGGCUGCCUUAUGAACAUCAUAAUAAAGGAUUCAGAUUAUGGUUUACAGAGUUCUUAGAGUAUUGGUUUCAUUGUACCCAUAAUCAUGCUAAUGUUGCAGAGAGUUAUAUGAAUUUAUUUGCAAGGUUGACUCAAUCAAAUGUUGGUUUUAUUGAUUGGAAUCCAUAUUUGCCCAAGAUAUUCAAUCAGUUUUUAAGUGGUUUAAAUCUUCCCGUUACUGGGGCUGCGCAUCAUAAAUCUUCUCGUCAGGAUGUUUUGCUUAUUGCAGUAUAUACAAAAUGGUUUGUCUAUAUGAUAGGUGGUCAAUGUAAAGUGUUGGAAUUUUUAGAAAACUUAUUUGUAACUUUAGAAUCUUUUUACCAUCCAUCAAAUCAUGGAGGCUUCUCUCAUGUACUUCUUGUAUUAGUCCAUACUCUAGCUCAACAUUUUGUUCAAAGACUGCACAUUGAACGGUAUGCUAAGCCUAACUGGCAAAAUCAAAUUCGUGAUGAAUUCAAAAUAACUGAUAAGGAUAUUGAGCGGUUUGUGUUAAUGCUUAAGGAUAUAUGUUUACUAUCUAUGUACAGUAAGUCUGGGAGUGGAAGUGCUGCUGUAACUUUGCAAAACUUAGCUUUACUUCGUGCUGAUAUUGUUUUGCCUAGUGUUAUUGAUCGGACAGUUGAAGCAUUAGAAACAAUAGUUGAGCCUCAUCAAGUAACAGCAGCAUUACAAUGUUUAACUUCAGUAUCUAGGACACUUGUUAGUGGUGGUGAUCACUUUCCAGCAGCUCCAACUCAUAUUUUGACGUUGUUAUAUGCUGUUUUACCUGGAAUUGAUCCAAACGAUUUUCAUAAAACCAUGGCUUCUUUCUCAUUUAUAUCAUCAAUUUUAGGGCAGAUACCAUUAGUUAAUUGCAUGAGUGCUUUAAAUGCUGGUAUCGAAAUGACAGAAAUUGAGAGAGAAUUGUGUUUAAUGUCUGGACAGUUGGAGGAUUAUUUACUUCAACUCAUUGAUAGGUGUUUUUUCUUGGUUGAAAAUUUAUCAACUGAGCAAAUUUCAGAACAGGAUAAUAAACUUAUGGAGAAUAUGAAUGUUCAAGAAGGAAUGCUUGGAAUAGGACUUUCAUCAACAGUUCAAGUUGUAUUCACUCAAUCGUCCCCAACUAUUUUUAAAGCGUUAUUAGACUGUUUAUUUACAUUUGUGACAAAUCAUGUGCUUGAAGUAAAUGUUGCCGGAAAAAUAGUUUCAGAUAUGUGUCGUGCAGCUGCAAAAGCUUAUCCUACUAUAACUUUGAAGAAAUUUUUUACCCAUAUUAGUUCUGUUAUUGUUGAUUUAUCAACAGCCGAAGGUGUGAAGAACGAGGAAAAUGUUGACCCUAAACUCCUUUGGUACCUUGAAGUACUAUCUGAGAUUUACUGCGAUGGAAUGGAGUUACUACCUUAUAGAGAAAUGUUGAAUAAAGUCCUCAGCUUAACAUUACACAUGAAAUGUAAAAAGGUGUACAGCAGAGCAGGAAAAUUGCUGAAACACGUUCUUUGCUCCUGCAGCAAUACAUAUGCUGUAGAAUUUAGAAGUUUAAAUAUUCCAUUUGACCGAGACCCUGUAGAACACUUUUACAUCCGAGACUGGGGAAAAUGUGGUCAUGUAAAUGAACUAAAAAUGAAUUGGCACACUCCAAGUGUUGAUGAACAAAUGUUCGUAAAUGAGCUGUUAAAGCAACAUUUAUUACCCGAGUUAGAAAUGGUUGAAUCCUAUAUCUCUGGGAAACAUAUGACAAGAGAUGAAUUACAUAGAAGAAUCCAAAUUAUAGCUGUAUGUAUAUCUGGUUGUGCUGCCCUACUUCCUAUGUGGAAUGAUAUACUUGUUGAGGUUACUGGCCCAUCAUCAAUGGUUUCUAGGCAGCGUUUGCCAUUAUUGCUCAAUCAGUCCGACCUACCAAUAAUUGAAAUGUGUGUGUCACGCAAACUAAUAAUUGAUCUUAUGCAUCGGCUAUAUGAGUUUAUUUUGGCUCAAAAUGAGGAUGACACCAAAUCAUUUAGGAUUGUUGCUAGAAUUUAUGAAUAUCUUAAUAGUCACUUUGGUGUUAAUUUGCAUGAGUUCAAUCAAAGAAUGAAAAAUGCUGGUCUUGUGAAAGCUGCUUUAGCAGAUAAACUUCAUGGAUGCAAAUAUCAUUUACGUGCUAUUCUUGUUGAACAUAUUCAACUUCACCACGAAAUGAGAGUUUUAUAUCGAGUCUCUUCCUUAUACACAUUAACAGAUCAAAUUAUUGUUCACGAUCUUGUAAAAAUGAGCACAAGUGCUUACACAGAGGUUCGUAUUGAUGCACAAAAAAUACUUUCGCAACAGUUGAACAUAUUUGAUUAUAGCGCCAGAUCAAUUUUGCCAUUACUACUUGGGAAUUUAAAAGAAGAUCCAAGUAUCUCUCAUGAAAAGUUAAAAGGAACAUUGUAUUUAUUUUUAAACAGUAACUUACUCAAUUUAAUAACACAUUAUUUUGAGGUUUUGGAUUAUUCAUGGCCUGUUUUUGUUCAAGCCAAUCAUUCCGAAAAGCUAUCUAUUGUUACAUUAAUUCAAAACUUAUGUUCUAAAAUAUCAUUAAAAUAUGAUACACUUGGUAUUAAAAGACAGAUGACAGAAAACUGUGAAAAGGCUGCAUAUGAUAUUUUAAAAUCAGAUAAACCAACUCCAUCAUUAUUAAAUAAUGAACAAAAGGAGAGUGAAAAUCCUGUUCCAAUAGAGUCGCUUAUAAUGAUUGCAAAAAGUAAAGUUGAAGAAUCAAAUCAACAACGACUUAAGUUUUAUUACAGUCUUCAUGAUCAGUUGGUUGACUUAUGUAAUUCAAAAAGUUUGCAUUGGCGAGGUGUUGAAUACUGCAUAAAGUUUUUGCUUCUUCUAAGAUUUGAAAGUGUGGAAAUUCCAAUUAAAACAGCAAGUCUGUUUGUUAAUUUACUUGUCAGUGAUUCGCUUGUUAUAAGACAAGAUGCUUUGAGAGGAGUUAAUUCUAUUUUACAUCAACAAAAGCCUAAAUUUGAAAAGGUUGUGUUAGACUAUAAAAAGUAUGGAUUUUCUUCAAGUCCAAGUGAAUUAUUAAAUUUACAACCUGGAGAUAAUCGACUGGAUAAUGAGUGGUUACAGUUUAAAUGGAUAUUUGAACCCAAAAGUCAAGAAGACCUGGAAAAAUAUCAUUACGUUGAUAAAACACACUGGAGUUUCCAAACAUGGCCUGUAGAACUUAAGAUAUAUUCACCUACUUGUUUAGUUGAAAGGACUUAUAAUGAAUCUAAUCCAUAUCAUAUGUUAUUUAAAAAAUUUUUUUCUGAUGAAGAAUUAACUAAUAGUUUUUUUAAGUUUGUGUCAUUGGAAGUAAAAAAAGGAGAAGAUUCGUUUUACGUGCACCAUUUUCAACAUUUUAAGUUGUUAUGCCAGAACUUUGGAUCUACUUUGCUUGUGGAAUUUAAAAAAAGGAUUGAGGAAUUUCUAAGCGAAAAUAUUGAGAGCAAACACAGGUGUGCUGCUGAGAUGAUCUCUGGAAUUAUUCGAGGUUGUAGAAAUUGGAAGUAUGAUGACCUUGAAUCAUUUUGGAGUUUUGUUUGUCUUCAAUUAAAAGCUGUUUUCUCAACAAAUAUUAUGCCAGAACUUCUAACAGAUUGGUCAACAGCACUUGCUCAUUCAACGGAGUCUCGUGAUCCAAAUCGUUUACAUCAUUUGUUUCGAAUGUUACUCGAAAAUCCUAUUAGUUCUGUUGGUGGUUCAUUUGGGGAUUCUAGUCGUUUAUUCAUUCUUAUACGCACUAUUGCACAGCAAGAAUGGAGAAUGGCAGAUGUAUAUCAUGAUCUCUUAGAGUAUUUAAAACCUCAUUUUAGCCACUACUUUAAAAAUGUUCGAGAUAGAAUUGGAAGUGUACUAUCUCACUUGUUUAUGUAUGACUUAAAAUAUGGUGGUUACACUAAAACCAAGUCACCACAUAUUGAUCAGUUCAUUGAUUUUGUUUUACCUGAAUUAGUUCAUCUGAAAUUAGAAAUAUUAAACGAGUCGAGUGUUUCUAAUAAAGAUCAUGUUGUCAUAGAUAAUAGUAAAACAAACCAUUCUAACCAUGAAAUUCCAAUCAGAAGUGAAGAGAGUAAGAGCAGGGAUAGAGUCGCUAAAACUGUUCUUGGUUUUUUAUUUAAUACUGCUUUUAUGAUGCAGCCAAUGAAUAAAGAAAUUUUCAAGCUGAUACCAGUGUUGAUGGUACUUGAAGCUCGUGAAGAUGACCAGGAAAUGGUUCAGUUGUGUAAAAAGGCAUUCUCUACUCUUGCUACAAAACAACUUGAUAAUGAUGUCAUUGAGGUGGCUAUCCCGCUUCUUAAAGAAGUUUGUUCAUUAAAAUCUUGGAAUGCUCGAAAAGCCGGACUAAACUACUUUAAGAUCAUGAUUUUUCAUAACUUUUUUACUUUCAACAAUGACGUAAUUAAAAAAGAAGUAAAAGACCUGGUUUUAGAACGUCUUAAAGAUGAACAGCUUGAAGUCAGAGAUGAAGCUGCAACUUUACUUAGUGGUUUAAUUCAUUAUGGUUACUUUACUGUUACUAAGGAGCUUUGCACAGUUUUUUCGGAAAUGGCUAGAACAAAGGUAAAAAAGUUAAGAUAUGGUGUUAUACUUGAAGAUCCUCAUUUCAACACAUCCUUUUUUCACAUUAAACAUGGUGGGGUUCUUGGUUUAUCAGCUUGUGUAUUAGCUUAUCCAUAUGAAGUUCCUAUUUGGAUGCCAGAGGUAUUGCUUGAUUUAGGAAAUUACAUUCACAGCUAUCCACAGAUUCAGGCUACUGUCAAAAAGGCAUUGUCAGAAUUCCGUCGAACCCAUCACGAUAGUUGGCAUAUUCACAGACAAAAGUUUACCGAAGAUCAACUAACUCAAAUGAAUGACUUACUUGCAUCACCAAGCUAUUAUGCAUAGAUAACUUUUUUAAUAUUUA
Molecule: messenger RNA, 5775 nt
Organism: Hydra vulgaris (swiftwater hydra)
Lineage: Eukaryota; Metazoa; Cnidaria; Hydrozoa; Anthoathecata; Hydridae
Product: proteasome activator complex subunit 4A
Biological process (GO): proteasomal ubiquitin-independent protein catabolic process
Cellular component (GO): nucleus; cytosol
Molecular function (GO): proteasome binding; peptidase activator activity
Source: RefSeq, a predicted model, not a curated record